Molecule: messenger RNA, 394 nt
Organism: Acaulospora colombiana
Lineage: Eukaryota; Fungi; Glomeromycota; Glomeromycetes; Diversisporales; Acaulosporaceae
Source: the annotation of a GenBank genome assembly
ACAGCAAGCUGCGGAAACAGCUUUACAACAACGUAGACUUCAGAGUACCAAAAGGCAAAACUCUGCACCAACUUCGGGACCUCAGUCAAAGUCCGACAGGAUUUCGUCCAAAGAAGCCCGCAGACGAGAGUUGGAAGCUGAACUUGCUGCUUUGGCUCAAGCCCCUUCAUCUCCCAUUGGAGAUGCUAUUAGUUCUGGGCUGUCAAGUUCUUCAUCACACUCGCUACAUGGUACACAAGCUAGACGACGGAAGGAAAGCGAUAGUGAUGUAGACGGCGGACGAUAUGAAUCGAUUGCAAAGGACGAUGUCACCUCAAGUAGCGAAGGCAGUCCUACCGCAAAUCGUAAAUCCUGGUGGAAUUGGAGGAGCUCGACAUACCAAGACUAUGAAAGG